AAAAAUCACCAACCCUGCUCAUUACACACCCGUCCUACACCCACAGGGUUGGACGCUCCCUUAGCGCCAUUUGCCCAGAGUGUGGGAAUCCCCUCCAAUCUGUCCAGCACCUCUUUGCCUGCCCCACCUUCCCCAUGUCCCUCAGCGUCUCAUCAUUGUGGGACAACCCCAUGGAGGCGUCGAUGUUCCUGGCCCAUCUUCCCCCUCUUCCGGUGCCACCGCUCCGACCACUACCAGAGUCUCCGCCCACACAAGCGUGACGUUUGGCGCAAGAAACAACAACAACACACCCUCUCAUAUUUGGCCAUUGAUAGUUAAAGUGAUAGGUAUAUUCAAUAGGUAAUGAUUUUGGAUGUAUCAUUCUGAUGUCCAGCUGCAACUGAUUAAAUUAUGGCAAAUAUAGUAAAAGCUGCUUUGAGUGUACCGGAAGAACUUCUUGUCUUUGGUUAUUCUUGUAAAUUAUUUAGGGAUGAUGAAAAAGCUCAAUUUAUUGAAAGUGGGAGCCAUCUCAUUCCCUGGAUGGGUGACACUACUAUGAUGAUUGACAGGUAUGAUGUUCGAGGAGCUUUAUAUGAUCUAGGAGCUGCUGCUUCCAGUGGUCCACCAGCUGUACUCACUGAAGUUGAGCUCAAGGAAGAAGAGCUGUGCAAGUAUGAGAGAUACGUGGCUCUGUACUAUGAUCUUGACGUCAUUGCUGAAAAAGAAGAGGAAGAAAGUAAGCGACUGCAAAUGGAGCUAGCUCAUGGCACAUCAAGUUUCAGCCAAGUUGGGUACUCUUAUGAUGGUUUUCCAAUGGCUGUUCCUGACACUGCUGAUGAUUCUUCUCAAACAAGCAAUGUUCCACAACCAGCACUUGAUACAGUGGUGUCAGUACCAUUGCAGAACAAACCUCAUGACAAAUUUACUCCACCUUCUUCUCUGUCACUGCCACCAGGAAUUGUUGUUCCAACAAGCCUGAAACAACACAAGAUCAUAGUGAAGACAGCAGGGUUCAUUGCUAAGCAAGGCUCUCAGAUGGAGAUCAUCCUGAAGACCAAACAAACUGGCAAUGCUCUUUUUGGCUUCAUGUCAUUUGACAACAGCCUCAAUGCCUACUACAAGCAUAUUGUGGGGCUCAUGAAGAGUGGCAGGUAUGUUGAAGAACAGCAAGAUGAAGAUCCAGUGGAAGAUGCGCCUGCUGCCAGUUUUAAUCCAUCAGCAGAUGCAGCGCCCGACGCUGCAACUCCCAGCAGAAAAGUUACCACAUUCUCUGAUUGUUCUUAUUCUAAGCUCAUUAGUAAAAUUAAAGAAAAUCAGGCUAAACAAGCAAACUCACAAGCUAGUGCCGCGGAUGCCAUCUCUCAACAGACAGAAAAGAGUAAAGCAAGUAUACAGAGCGUGGCUCAAGCUCCUCUUGCUGUCCCGUCGUCACCGUGCGUCCAGCCUACUGCUGCUGAUAAAACAGUAGCCCCGAACAAGCCAUUUGCUGGACUCGUUGAUUAUCCUUCAUUUAAUCAGGCAGAUGAAAGUGAUUACAGUUACUCUGAUUCAGAUUCUCAUUCUCCAGUAACUCCUGCACCUCAAAACGGAGAUAUUCAACCUAAAGUCACAAAAAACAAGGACAAGAGUUGUCUUGGUAAACGAAAUAGCUCUUUGAAGAAAGAUGGUGAAGUGAGCAAUGUCAUCGACAGUUACGAUGCUGUCAAAUGGCCUUCUAACAGAGACCAAAUGGUCAUAGAUAAAAUUGCGUGCUAUAUUGUCAAAAACGGAUCUAGGUUUGAACAAACCAUCAAAAGUAGAGGUGAUCCUCGUUUUGAUUUCCUCAAAACUGGUAACGACUACAACAAAUAUUUUGAACUGAAAAAAUCUCUUUUUGCUGAAAUAUUUGGGGAGCAUCUCAGCAAAAGCGCCUCCAAGCGUUCUGAAAGCACCAGGGACAUGAAGACUGUUAUAGCAGCAUCUAAAUCCAUGGCUGGCAGUGACUGUGUCAGCAGUCCUCCCACCAUCAGCUUCAAACUGAAGCAGCGUAAGGACCAGGAAGUUACUCUGCCCCCUACCAGCUUCCCGCUCGAGUCUAGUUCCAGUGAAGAAGAUCUAGAGAAUCUUGAUGCCGAGGAGCAACAGAAGCGCCAAGAACUUCGUCAGGAACGCCGUCGCUGGCGUCAGAUGAAGCGUGAGCAGUUCGAGCAGGAGAAGAAGGAGCGCAAACUCAGGGAGGAAGAGCUGGAAAAGAAACGUGCUGAGGAGGCAAAACGUGCAGCCAUGAAAAAUUAUGAUGAGUAUGAACGGCCGAAAGCCAUGCAAGAAGAUGAGGAGAAUUCAUCGGCUGAUGAGGAAAUGUAUGACAUCUUCAAAUAUGCUCAAGAAAACCGCGGCGCUGACGAGUACGGCGACUCAUGCGACGCGCAGGAGGCAGCCGCUGCCCCUGCCAAGCCCUCAGAGAAGCGGCGUAAGCGCAAGGCGGCCGCGCAUGCCUUCAUAUCCAAGCUCAAGGUGGACCCCGCCAACCCUCCUGCCCCUCCAAUGAUCGGUCCCCAACUGCCUCCUGAGAUUGCUGCACUCAUGAUGGCCGCCACCACUUCUCCCCCUCCUCCCCCAUCACCACUCCCCUCGUCUCCUACCUUGUCCCCUCGUCCUGCUUCGUCGUGCCCCCCGUCCUCCCCCCCAUCGCCCCGCACUCCACAGCCCCUCAGUAAGGACCACUCACCCUCCAUGGAUCGCUCGAGGUCUCCAGCAGCCGUCGUCUCAGAGCCCGCUGAAGAUGGUCUGAUCUCAACGGCACAUGAUGACACCGUCUCGCAAGCAGCGCCGCUCUGCACGUCAGGCGAUGCUCCGGCGUCACCGUCUUUGCCGUGCCAGCCUGCCAAGAAGCCGCCGGGUCUGCUAGCUGCGGCGGUGUCGUCACUCCUGAUCAACGAUGAAACCGCGACUCGUGGUGGGAUUGCUUCAAGCCCCUUCGCAUCCUCCCUCAGUCGUGGCAGCAGCUCGCGUUCAUCUAGAGUCAAGAAACGCAAGAGCAGCAAACACCGCGAACGCUCCCUCUCCGCCAGCUCUGAACGUUCCCCUUCAACAAGCUCUAAGAAACGUAAGCGCAAGCACCAUCGUCACGAGCGAUCUUCACAUCACAAGAAACGUCGUCAUCACUCCGAUCAUUCUUCCAGCCGGAAACCAGCGCACUCCUCGUCUAAAAAAAAGAGCAAAAGCAAGAAGAAGAAGUCCAAAUCAAGCAAGAGAAGCAAGAACAAGAAAGCUUCUCGUAGUCAUCGUAACGCUUCAGUCUCCUCUUCUUCUUCAGACGAUGAAUUUUCGUCGUAUAGUCGGUCAUCUAGUGGGCCUGAAUCUUCUGGGUCGUACAAGUACAGAGACAGGCGAAGUGAAGACAAAGACGCACAGAGUGGAGACGAUAUCCAAGUGAUAGAGAGUGACAGCAGCAGCUCCAGCGUGAUGAGUGUCCCGAGGACCUUGGCUCCGCUACCCACAGCUGCUGUUACCACCGCCUCUUCUAGAGCUUCCAGUUCGUCCAGAGAAGCAUUUCUUGUUUCUGAGACGAGACCUCCUGAGGCCGCUUCCAGCACUCCAGCGACGAGCCCUCCUCCUGCCCCCAAACUGCCUCUGCCUACGACUUUUGAUUUGAAGAGCAGCUCCGCCGUUGCCAGAAUUACACAGGGCUUACGCGCCAAAGUUCACGCUCUCAUGGAGAAACCGAGAGCCAACGACUGAAUUUUUACUGUUGACGCAAAGCGCUUCCGUCCUCAGCAAUACAACUCUCUCUGAAUGAAGCGGGCUUUGUUAUACGUCGUUUUUAGGAAAUCGCAAGACAACCCGCGCUAUCAAUUGUAUUUUUAAAGAUGUUAAUGUUAAGCAUUACUCAA
Messenger RNA from Hyalella azteca, 3851 nucleotides. RefSeq names its product protein suppressor of white apricot. Bases 391 to 3699 code for a protein of 1102 amino acids. The record is from RefSeq and is a predicted model, not a curated record. The transcript is spliced from 16 exons. Gene Ontology annotation, biological process: mRNA 5'-splice site recognition; RNA processing. Gene Ontology annotation, molecular function: RNA binding. NCBI's taxonomy places the organism in Eukaryota, Metazoa, Arthropoda, Malacostraca, Amphipoda, Hyalellidae.